Leishmania major strain Friedlin is the source of this 2715-nucleotide messenger RNA. RefSeq lists its product as hypothetical. Lineage: Eukaryota; Euglenozoa; Kinetoplastea; Trypanosomatida; Trypanosomatidae. The transcript has a single exon. The coding region runs from base 1 to 2715 and encodes 904 amino acids. The record is from RefSeq and is a predicted model, not a curated record.
AUGAGCCGCGUGUCUCUGCAACGGCGACCACAUUCGUCGGCGCCCGAUGAGGUGAGGUGCGCCGGUGCACCUGUACCCUCAAAUGCGCGUCAUGCGCCACCUCGCCGCAGGGCGUCGGCAUGCUCGUCGUCAGCGGCGUACUUUCCGACGCAGGCGAGUCUUUUUCGCGACUCGUACAACCUUCCUUUGACCUGCGGUGCAGUGUCAAGUGGGUGCUCCUAUCAGUUGCCGCACAGACGGCUGCAUAUUUACGCGAACGGCGGAGGCCGAGACGUCGGCCUGCGCGACCACGACGUAACCUGCAGCCCCGGCGCCCGGCGGCCGCCACCACCUCCACGGCGGGCGGUCACGGCAGGAGCAUCUGCAGGCCGAUCUUGCGCCGCGAAUGGAAGCGGCGCCGCAGACGCGGUUGUGUUUCAGUACUACUCACAGCAGCGCCAGAAGCGAGGGCAGCUGCGUUCUCAGUCUUUUCUCCACGACUUUGAAGCAACUGCCACACCAGUGCGCCGGCAGUCAUCCACGUCGAGCGGCGGUGGCAUUUCCGCACCUGCAACACCGGCUGGUGGGAACGCAGAGGCCUCAUCUCCCCCGCUGCCCUUUCGCUGUACUAGCCGCCCCCCUGCGCACGAUCGUGAUGCCGGUAUCCACGCGCGCUUGCAUCAUCAACCCUCAGCGUCACCGUUGUCUAUGGAGCAAGCGAGCGUCAUUCACGACACGUCGACCUCGCUGAUUCCUCUCAUGCCGCCGAUAGACGAGAGCAGCUGGCCUGUGCAGCUCUCUCCUUCUCAGCACCAGCAUUGCGAAGCAAUGGUGCGGCUGCUGGUGCAGCUCCCGGCAGCACAGGCGCACCGCGUCGUUCUCGCUGCGAUCCGCCAGUACGAGGCACAGCGCUUGCUCCAGUACUACGGUGGCGUGCAUGCGUUGCCUGUUACUGAGAGCUCCCCGCAUGCGAUGCCACGAACCCCGUCAACAUCAUCGCUGGCGUCGUCCCCCAUUAAGGUGCCGCCAGCAAGGCGGCACGGCGACGGCCGGUCCGCUCUCUUCGAGGCACUGCAAGACCGCCUCGAUGACAUGCAACGCGCCGACCUGGCUGCACAGGCGCUCUCGCCGUUCACCGCGGCAUCCAGUCACUGGCAGCGGCGGGGCGGCAGCCGAGCGGAUAGACCGGCGCGUGGGCAGUUGCAUGUUAGCCACUUCAUCAGGGUCAGCCCGCCCACCAUUCCUCCCCCCACAGCGGUGCGACGCCCGUAUCUGGCGCGCCGACAAACGCCGCAAGACAGUGCAAUAAGACAGUGCCCCGACUCCGGCGACGCCCGCGCCCCGCGGCAGCUCCGCCGUCGCAUUCUGGCGAGUCGUGUUGCCAAGCCGCGCGCCCGCGGCGCCGAGCAGGGAUGCUGCACGGGCGAGAAUGGUGCUGCGGUUCGUGACGCGUCGGCUUCAUCGCAGACCCACUCUACGCCGCUGCUGCAGCAGCGGCACGACUUCAUGAAGACGAUCAAGCCCCCGCACCGCCAUGCGUUGGCUGGUGCAUUGUUGGUGGAACCCGGUGGUUCUGCCGAGGCAGCACCUGUGGCCCAUGACCAUGAUUCUGGUAGGCGCGCUAGUAUACCACCAGGUGCACAGGUAACAGCAGUCGCAGGGCGGGGCAAAGGAGCGCGAGAGGAGGGCCUGUACAGGCCCGCAUCGAUGGCGGAGCGCAACGGCGGCUCGCUGCCACCGCCCUUGCUCGCACUCACCGCUACUAGCAAGGAGAUGCCUGACACCAGCGUCGGUUGGCCCCUCGCCGAAGGCACCGCUCUCUCUCCCGGGGCCGCCGCGGCAAGGCGGGCAUACUUGGAGCAACAGCAGAAGGAACAGCAGCAGCGGCAGCGACCUUCGUCUCUCUCAAGGCUUAGCGCGGACGCGGAUGAGGGGGAGGGGUCGGAGCUGCUGCCGGAAUCGGCGUGGCGUUCGCACGUCACACCUGACGAAAGCGACGCAGCGUGCCGUUAUCCGAGAAACAGUUCAGCGGAUUGCUUUGGGUCCAGCUCUGGCAAACGCGGCGCGGCCUCGCCAGGCAGCGUCUCCCUCGAAGACUCGGCGCCGCGGAGCGAGGGGCUGAGAGGCUCCUCGGUGCCGAGUGUGACGCCAGCGCCGCUUACGGGCGUUUUGGCUGCCCCGCCGCCGCCGAAACAGAUUCCUGGAGUGCAUCUGCCCACGCGAGUGGCGACGGUGGGCUCAGCAGGCGAGCCCGCAGCCUUCAUAACAGACUGCACUGGCGUAUCGACCUCAGCGCUGCGCAAUCCCAAGGCGCGGCCCCACGGUCGCAAGGGGAGCGACGACGCUGGCACAUCGGAUGCGCCACCAUCCAACAGCGGCGCAUUCUGGGGGGAAGACUACGUGGCUGUGGAGGUGGGUGGCUCCUCGGAGUUGCACGGACAGAAUCGAUAUCGCGAGGGUGGCAGCGGUGCUGACCCCUCCACGCCACCACUCCAAGGCAAACGUGCGGCGGGACUCGAUGGGCAGCACCUGUUCUCAGCUCCCGCCCAGUUCGAAGAUAGCGUCAUCACUGCUUCCUCGAUUAGUUCAGAGCCUUUCUUGCAAGAAGACACUGCCGACAACGACCGCGAUGGCGUGACAGCGCUGACGGCUCACUCUACCAGUAGGCCGGUAGCCGCAGGAUCACUGGCAGCCAACAAAUCUACUGACGAACUCUUGCUUCCCUGGGAAAUCUAG